AUGGUUGGGUUAGCCGGUUUGGCGUUCCGGUUAAAGCUCCCGCCACCGAAAAAGAACGUAAAAAAACCCGUAAACGGACAUGCAAGGAAAAUAUGUAAAAAAAAUCGAUUAAAUGCCGUAUCCAAAGGAACCAAAACCUCCGGAAACCACGUCCUUUUCGCUGGCGCUACAAUCGUUGCCGCUAAAAUCGUCGGCGCCGAAAGCGGCACCUCCCGGCGCCAAUACGGACGCCGCACCCUUACGGGGAACCGCGCGGCUGUUUUGGGCCAUUUUUUAAAACUAUUUAAAAAGUUUAACGCAAACCUUAUUGCUAACCACGUUUUUGCAAUAAAUAUAUUUAAAAAACCCCGUACAAUUAUCGAAACAUAUCGGUAUACGGGGGUUAACGGCAUAAUUUUAAUAUGCUUAACAAUUAAAAUAACGGCUAUAAAAUACCAGCGGUUAAAUACUAAUUACUUACGGUUACAAUCGUUAAAAUUGUUGGAAUGGUUAUUAAAUGCACAAAAAGGAAAAAAAAGGCCGGUUUCUUUAAGCGUUGCCGGGCAUUGGGGCGAUUUAGCGGGAUACCGUAAAUUACCGGCUAUUUACGGGGUCGUACGCGCGGCAUAA
This is a messenger RNA of Gaeumannomyces tritici R3-111a-1, 609 nucleotides long. RefSeq lists its product as hypothetical. The coding region runs from base 1 to 609 and encodes 202 amino acids. The record is from RefSeq and is a predicted model, not a curated record. The transcript has 7 exons. Lineage: Eukaryota; Fungi; Ascomycota; Sordariomycetes; Magnaporthales; Magnaporthaceae.